GGGUUGCAGUUAGUCCGAGCGUUGGUUUUUAGAUCAGCGGUACAACUGAGCUACAUUGUGAGCUGGGAGAGCAUUUUGUUGUCAUCAGGAGGUAAUUGAACCCCAGUGAUAACAAAAUAAUACGCCUGAAAAACUGACUUUUCACAUGGGAAACUUUGUGUUGAUGGACAGCUUAGUUUUAUAAGAGGAAAACAAGUUCCAGGAUCAGCGUGAAGGAAGACGCCGUGCCUCCCGGAGCUCAGAGAUGCGUUUCCCGCAGAGCCUCGGCACCGAGUCCCUCUGCCAGCCUGCGCGUCCAUGAGGACCGCAGCAGGAACCCAUGGAACGAUCCGACCCAUCCGGUCACUUCAGCGAGUUUCUGUGAGACGUAAACCUGUAACUGUGGACCAUGUCUGUGUCGGCGGUUCUGGCAAAGGCCCUGUUCGAUAACCCAUCUGAAAGCCCAGAGGAGCUGGCUUUCCGCAAGGGGGACAUUCUGAUGGUUCUGGAUCAGGAGAAGAGCGUUGGACCAGGGUGGUGGAACUGCUCCCUGCACGGUAGGCAGGGAAUUGCCCCAGCCAACCGGCUUCGACUCUUACAACCCGCCCCUCCCACCGGCUCGGACUCCAGCACCGGCCUGAAUCGGAUGGCUGUGGGCAGCGAUGACCCCGAUUGGGUGUAUCACUCCCCGCCCGCUGCAGGGGCGCCCUCCAGGACUGGAGAACUACGCAGGGUGGAGGGUGGCCGUCCACGUUCGCACUCAAGUUCCAGCGCUCGGCCCAAACCUGACUGGGAUAUUGAAGUGGCGAGCCGUCCACGGUCGCCGUCUUUGAGAGGGCGAGGAACAGAAGGGAAGGGGUCUUUUUAUCAGACCCCUAUAAGUCCUAUUCCCUCUGCAGCCCGGCAGCCCAUAGGACUCAUGGCGUCAGAAAGUGUGUACCUGUCCCCCAGCGGGGUGCCCAAAGUGACCAAUGAACCGGAGGACUCAACCUAUCUGGUUCCCAGAGAAACACUAACAGCAGAGCAAUCAGAUGACUGUUACUUAGUCCCCAAAGGCACGCCUCUUGCUAAUGAUGACGUCUAUCAGUCUCCAGUAGGCGGAGCAGUUUCCAGCGCUUUCGUUUCCAGCGGCUCCCCUGUUACAAGUGCAGCCUCAAAACCCAAAGACGGCAAGAGCGCUCCUGGGAUAUACCAAACGCCCACUCCUGUGGGAGCCAACCUGCACAGGCCACCGGCGAUAGCUUUGGCUCAUCAACACCCAUCUCCACUGACCCCUGCCCAGGCGUCCCCUCAACCUCUGCUCAAAGGAGCUGCGCCAAAGCCUGCCGUCGCCAGAGGCAAACCGGGGCAGCCCUCCCACCGCGGAUCCCCCAUGUUGGGCAGAACUGGACAAACCAGGGCUCCAGGAUCGCCCAGUUUUGUUCGUAAGCCGCCCCCGCCAGCCCCUCCAGUGAGAGGAGUGACCAGGAAAGAUGCACAGCAAACACCAGGAGAAGCUAGCGGCGUCCCCACACCUACUGCUGGGGUGCCGCCAGCGGCUCUGCAGCAGCAGGACAAGGUAACGGGAACAAAACACAAGGAAGAAGGCAAUGGACAGAGCAGUGAAGGGAGCAGCAGAAAAGGAGAAAACCUGGACGUCUCCAAUGGUGUGGAUGACCAGGUAUAUGACACACCUCCCAGUGGCAAGUGGAAGCAAGCAGUCCCCAUUCCUCAGAAGGAAGACGACGGUAUCUAUGACACCCCUCGCAGCGUCCCGCCACAAGCUGAGGCAGAGACCAAGGUAUACGACGUCCCAACGAUCACGCUGACCAUGUCCUUGUUAGAUGUUGGGCCCGGUGAAGCUGAGGAGGAAGUCUACAGCGUCCCAACCCUUCCAGGUUUGCCUCUUGGUUCCACAGAGUCCACCAGCAACCAAUCCAGUGAGGACUUUCUCCAAAAUGGACAGAUGUCCUGCGCCCCAGGACCCGACAAGCCAGCCAGCUCCAGUGAUCUAAAUCAAGACUCCUGUGAGCCUGAUGGGGGCAUCUACGAUACCCCUGCACUGACUCUUGAGCUUCUCCCUCAUUCGUCGUCUUCGUCCUCCACGUCCACUCGCCGCCUCUCUGUUUCCAGCAACGGCUCCGGUGACCUGCAGUGCAGGACCUCGCUUUCCAACCUUGUCCACUCGUUGCUGAGCACAGCCUCGGGUCCCGCCGCUGCUCUAUCAUCACGAGACCUGGCCACCUCGUUGGCUGAGGUCCUCUCCAUGUGGAAAGCCAGUCAUUUGGGGGACCCCCCUCCACCCCUUCAGCAGGCCUGGGCCCGCCUGUCGGGUCUUCUCCCGUCGUUGACCGCCAUCGGUAACGCCCCGCCAUCAGAGGGCCUCUUGACACUCACCCAGCGCUCUCUUGAAGAGAGCGCGCUCCUGUUACAGGCGCAAGACCGGCCUCGCCUGUCGUCUCAAGAGUCCCUUUCACGCAGGCCUCUGCCCGCACUUCCAGUGCCUGAUGGGAAGUCCUCUACCGGUGGAAUGGGCUCUCGCAAAAGUAGCUGGAUCCAGGAAAGACCCCUGCCCCCAACGCCUCAGCCGGCCUUUUCCUUGCCUCCUUCUCUGGCUAGUGUGACGGUCACAGUGGGGCCUGUGAAUGGAGAGGAUGACCCGAGCAGCGAGUAUGCAGGCAUUGGCCUGACUCCAGUCCCGGCGCCGGUACCUUCUGGAGACAGUGUUGGUUAUGUCAAGCUGCAGGGUAAACCGGAGCCGUCGCCUGGUGCCUUGACUGAGAUUGGACAGAUGCAAACCAUCAAUGGAGAACCAAGAGUCACCCCAUCCCCUCCUCUGCCAGUAUCCCUCUCGCUGGAGGACUCUGAGAUCUUGUCCUUCUACUCCGCUCAAAGUUACGCACAUCUCUCCUGCCUGGCAGAUGCCAUCGAUGUGCUCUUUACCAGCGUGAAGACGAACCAGCCACCUCGCAUCUUUGUUGCUAGGGGGAAGAGCCUCAUCGUAACUGCUCACAAACUGGUGUUCAUCGGAGACACGCUAUCCCGACUCCUCACAUCUGCCGACCUCCGAGCCAAGAUCACCACAUCAGGUGGGCACCUCUGCCAGGCUUUGAAAGCCGUUGUUGUGGCGACAAAAGGAGCUGCUCAAAACUACCCGUCGGUAUCUGCAAGCCAGGAGAUGGUGGACCGCGUGGCCGAGCUCUCCCAGCAAGCAGCCGGGUUCUCCACCCUGCUUCAGCGGUUGACAGAAAUAUCCUCCUGAUAUUUCACAUCUGCGUAAACUGUUCAACUCUUACUCCUACAUUUUCUCCCGUUCAAAUGCCUUUUUUGCCCGUCAGUCUUCAUGGUGUUUGACUGGAAUCAAAACAGAGUCCUGCAAGAAGUGUUUUGCCACGUCGAUGCUGGUACUAAUCUGGGUUUUUUGUCUGUCAGGAGUUUGCUUUUGUUUCCAGAAUGGAAGUUGCGCUUUGAUACCAGGAACUCUUCUAAGCGUUAACCUACUUGAAACCCCUUUGUGGCUGGAAAUAUCAGUCUUGGAGGAGAGCAUUUUCUGGGAAGUUUGCUUUCAAAAAUGCUAGCUACUUUUCCUUUUACUCCUUCACUGGUUAUCAAUAUACUUCCUUUCUCUUUUCCUUAAACUCCCUUUUUCCAAAUCCAAAAAUCCUUGCUGCUUUUUCUAAUAAAACACAAACAUGGCCUUUUGUUGUUAACAUUAAGCAGCAUUUUGAGAGUUUUGUGCUUUUUUCCCCCAAUGCAUUAAGUUAGAAGUGAAGUGCUAUAGGAACGUUCCCGAACUUCCCCUUUUCUCCAAUUACAUUUACGUUGCUUUUAAACUCUAUAGAGCUAAUAUUGAUCAUCGUGUUGCUGCAGCUCUCUUCGUCUAUUGAGGGAGAUGAUGAAACUCCCAAACCGAAAGAGUCGAGGGAGAGGGUGAGAAAAUUCUUACGCUUUCCUCCACGAGAAACCUGUUGACCCAGUUCACCUGCCACCACACGUCUAACUGACAUGCAUCAUUAACUCUUGGUUUUUCGUGAUUUUUUUCCCCUUCUUUUUAUUUUCCUGUCGUUUCCCAUAAAGAUUUUGUCAGUUACACUUUUUCAGGUCUACUUUGACCCUUUAAAGCCACAAACUCUGCUACUGGAACACAAACGACAUCCAAGCACUACAUGCAUCAUUUGUUAUCCUUAUUAAAGAUGGUGGUCAUUAUCAUAAACCUCUAGGUUUCAUAUUUUUGUCUUAAUCAACUCAGUUAUGUCACCCCACUCUUAUAAAACUACAGAAUGAGGCACGUUUGAACUGAAGCAGAGAGUGCAUUCUCCAUUUAAGAACAUGGUUACACUGAACUUUGGAUGUUUGCUGCAGUCAUACUAAACCGUAAGCUUGUGUCUCUUUUUCCAAAAGUUGCUUUACUUUACCAAACUGCUCACUUUCUUAUCCUGAGAUCUAUUAUAUUUUUUCAAUAUAUCAAUAUAAGUCUUUUGGAAUUCCAUUAUUCCCCUGCCUUAGCAAAUUACGUGCUCCAGAGCCACCUAGUGGGCGUUGGGAGUAACACUUCGUUUACUGUGAGAGCACAUGAUUGACAAGAAUACUUUUAUUUCUAUUUAUUGGUGCAAACAUUUGUUUUUAUUGCUUUAAUUUGCAUGGCUUUAAGUUUGAGAUGAUCUUUCAAAGGGGAGAUUUUAUAGGGUGAUUUGCAAUGAUUAAAAAAAAUGUAUAUGUGUAUUUUACAUCAAGGUUUUUUUUCUGUUUUUCUUUUGUGCAUUUCACUUUUAGGUUUAUGACAUCAAUAAAUUCCAGAACUUUACUAUUGGAGUAAUAGAAAACUGAAACUUUGUUUUAUUCAAACACUACAUUUAAUGUUGUUUUGUCUUGUAUUCCCAUUUAGAAUGCACAAAUACAUAUGUGGAAGUAUGCAAAAGUGUUUUUUUAUGCAAAAAUUCAUUAUCAUGGUCUCAUUUUUAUGUUGUAUUCAGUCUGUCAUCAAACAACACUCUUGUUUAAUCUAUUCAUAUUUUUUAUUUAAAUUGAUCUUGGUGGAGAUUUUUUGAAUCAGUGUUAAAAGUCUUUGUACCCUAGUUUUAUGUAAAGAAUAAAAAAUAAAAAUAUUGUA
This is a messenger RNA of Oryzias latipes (Japanese medaka), 5068 nucleotides long. It is a transcript of the gene efs, whose product is annotated as embryonal Fyn-associated substrate. Gene Ontology annotation, biological process: cell surface receptor protein tyrosine kinase signaling pathway; cell migration. Gene Ontology annotation, cellular component: cytoplasm; plasma membrane. The record is from RefSeq and is a predicted model, not a curated record. Gene Ontology annotation, molecular function: protein binding. NCBI's taxonomy places the organism in Eukaryota, Metazoa, Chordata, Actinopteri, Beloniformes, Adrianichthyidae.